CAGACAGUUAGGUUAAAUUGUCAGGGAAACUGAAAGUGAAAGAGAGACGCAGAGAGAAAACACAAGGACACAACCUUGAACUUUACAACACAAGGGCAUAAAGAUGUGUAUGAUCAUGAAUGGAGCCUUUCUACUUUGUCUUCUCUGUUUCUGGACUCAGAGAAGGGUUGAUGCCAUAGAUCCUGGAGUGCUGGCAAGCAUUAUACACGAUAUCAAAAAUGUGGCCAACAUGAAUAAUCAAUAUGCUUUUGCUGUUGAUUUACAACAAGAACAAUGCCGUCAGCAGGGUCUACAUGACUUUGGCGACAAUACCAAUGAUAUUCGUAAUGGGCUUAACGGAAAUACACGAAUGUAUCUGGGGCAACGGGUAAUUACUGCCAGACCUCUAUUUAAAGAAACAUACACUGACCAUGCUGAGUAUCGAUUGCUGGUGACCCAACAAGGACACAGUCCCAUGGCUGAUCUGCUUGAAAGAUGGAGGAAAGAGAAAUCCUGCACUGUUUUCUUCACUCUUUACUCACCAUGUGGAUCAAAAUGCACCCGCCCAGAUCACAAAUACAACAUUUUGCCAUAUCUAAAUGUUUUUAACAAUCUAGAUCACAACUGGGUUGCUUUUGUGUUUCAGGACAUUUUUGAUUAUGAAUUAAAACACAGCACCAGGAAGCAAAUGUUGGCUCUACUGCAAACUAUCCAUGAGAAUGGGGGGUUUAUUCCUGUGUAUCGUUGUCCCACUGGAACGAAAAGAUGUGUUGAUUGCAUGGCUGAUCAAGACCCAAUGACCAAUCAAUGUCUUGAUGGAAUGCCACUGCCUUAGGGGUUUCCAAAAUUUUUUCAUUGGGGCCAGAUGCAGAAAAAAUAAGGUGUCGUGGUCUGUAUGACUCUAAUAAUAAAAAAGGCAAAAUGAUUGGCUAGGCUUUGAUGCUAAGAGCUUAAUGAAUAUGUUAACAUAUGGCAUAAUGUGAAGUAUUGUUGGGGAAAUACUCUGGUAUUCUGUACCUUCUAAAUUGAUAAUCUUAUUAUUUUACCAUUUCAAACUCAGAAUCAUAAUAGAUUUUAAUUGGCCAGGUAAAAUUGUUCUUAUAGUGGGCCUGGGUAGCUCAGCGAAUAUUGAUGCUGACUACCACCCCUGGAGUCGAGAGUUCGAAUCCAGGGCAUGCUGAGUGACUCCAGCCAGGUCUCCUAAGCAACCAAAUUAGCCCGGUUGCUAGGGAGGAUAGAGUCACAUGAGGUAACCUCCUUGUGGUCGCAAAAACGUGGUUCUCUGUGGGGCGCGUGGUGAGUUGUGAGUGGAUGCCACAGAGAAUAGCGUGAAGCCUCCACACACGCUAUGUCUCCGUGGUAACGCGCUCAAGAAGCCACGUGAUAAAAUGCUUGGAUUGACGGUCUCACAUGUGGAGGCAACUGAAAUUCGUCCUCCGCCACCCAGAUUAAGGCGAGUCACUACGCCACCACGAGGACAUAGGGCGAAUUGGGAAUCGCCCAUUCCAAAUUGGGGAGAAAAAAAAUAAAAAUAAUAGUAAUUUUUUUUUCUUAUAAGUAGAAAUAGUGUAUGUAGUAGUCCCUUUAUAUAUACUAAUAUGUAUGCUAAUACACAUGAUGAUAAUAGAUGCAUUAAAAUUGUGAGUGUGAUUGUUCCAUUAUACCUAUAAAGCUUGCCAAAGGCAGAGAAAUAUCAACAAUAAAAGACAGCAUGAAGCAUGUUAAUAA
Molecule: messenger RNA, 1707 nt
Organism: Myxocyprinus asiaticus (Chinese sucker)
Lineage: Eukaryota; Metazoa; Chordata; Actinopteri; Cypriniformes; Catostomidae
Exons: 3
Coding region: 104-814 (236 amino acids)
Source: RefSeq, a predicted model, not a curated record